Messenger RNA from Saxophila tyrrhenica, 1908 nucleotides. RefSeq lists its product as uncharacterized. NCBI's taxonomy places the organism in Eukaryota, Fungi, Ascomycota, Dothideomycetes, Mycosphaerellales, Extremaceae. Gene Ontology annotation, biological process: DNA-templated transcription. The transcript has 10 exons. The record is from RefSeq and is a predicted model, not a curated record. Gene Ontology annotation, molecular function: DNA binding; zinc ion binding. Bases 1 to 1908 code for a protein of 635 amino acids.
AUGAUCAGCAGUGCGCAGUCGUUACAGGAUGAACCCGGCAGCAACUUGGAGGAGUACGAUGCAUCAGGAGUGGAUGACCCUGGUCACCUGAUGUUUGGCCCUCAGUCGAAGGCUCGCUACAUCUCGCCAGUACAUUUUGCGAUGAUCAGCGAGGAGAUCAACGACAUCAACGAGCUGCUGCGCAACCAGCAACGCUUCUUCGUCAACAACGCCGACGAUGAGUCCGAGAGUGAGUCUGAGCAGCAUACUCAUCCUGGUGGCCUUGCGGUGAGACUUCGUGGUGAUCGCCGUACGUAUGGCGACAUCUUCCCUGACGUUCCAGCCUUCAGACCACAGGAUGUUGCAGUCGGCCAGUAUGCUCGUAACCCCGACGUUACAGAACUUCUCAGAGCGUUACCGUCCCAGCAUCAGUGUGCUGGUCUGAUUCGGGCGUACCUGGCGGGCUAUCAUAGUGUGUCCCCGCUGUUCCACAGCCCGUCAUUCUGGCAGCAAGCCCGCGAGUUCUUCCAGAGCAACCAAGUUGAGCACACUGAGAAUGACACCAGCAUUCAUUUCCUCGCACUGCUGCUGGCUGUUCUGUUCGCCGGAACCGUCGUCUCUCCUCGUUCCUACGUGCGAACGAUGUUUGGCAACGACGCCGUUCGUGAAGAGCUUUCUGCUCGUCUUUACAGGACAGCAGUACGAGGCAUCCGCAUGUCUGACUUCCCUCGGGUCCCUUCGAUCCAAUCUUUCACGGCUUUUAUCAUCGUCGAUGCAACUUGGCUGCGAGCUGAGCAACCACUGACUUGCUGCUCGUUUGUUGGGCUUGCUGUACGUGUCGCUCAGAUGCUAGGGUUGCACGAGGAUCCUUCGAAGUUCCCGGUCAUUGAUCGCAUCGAAACUCACGUCCGCCGGCAACUCUUCUGGCAUCUUGUCUCGCUCGAUUGCCAGGUAGCCCUCGCAUCAGGGUUGCCAGCCAUUAUUGGAUCAAAGCUCUACGACGUGAGUCCUAUAACAGAGCUGUCCGAAUCAGCGAUCACUUCUCCGCCGGUCGAAGGCAGUGAGACGAUCAAGGAGAUCGGCAAGACCUUCGUGGCUGGCAAGUUUGAGUUCUACCGACGUAUGAGCGAUUUCCUCCAUCUGCUCCACAACGACUCUCUCAACGAGAGCGACUUGGACCGGCUUCUUGAGACCAUUCAUGAGAACCAGACAGAUCUCUAUGCCAGGCGGGAGCGUGUGGCGACUGUAGUGCAAGACUCAAUCACCGAUGGCGAGCCUGCUUCCGGAGCUGCGAUCUUUGCGAAGUUGACUAAGAUGUGUCUAUCGAUGUUCGCUGCCAAACCAUUUGCUGUCAUGUAUGGUCCUGUGAGACGACAUGGACUGCUUCAAAAGCUGUUUGAGAAGGAACCAACGGAGUAUCUCCACCGGUUCCUGCGACUGACGCAAUGUAACGAUUUCCAGCCAUGGCACUGGUGCUGGCCAGGCCAACAUCAGCCCCUCUACAGCAUCAUGGCCUUACUCCAAGAACUCGAAGACCGACCGUUCGACACUCUAGCAAUGCAAACGCGCCGUCUCAUCGACCUCGCGAUCUUGAUGUGCGGUCCCCAAGCCAACGAAGGCAUCCUCAGCCACGAAGACGGCGACUCAGAUGCGCGGCCGUUGCAUGAGGGCGGCGCCGAGGCCUGGGUAUUCAUCAGAAGAGCGCGGGAGAGGGCAUGGCAGAAGGCGGAUUUGGAUCCAAGCAUCCUGCUGUGUCCGGCGAGUGCGAAAGAGAUUCACUUUGAUGGCUUUCCUGGCCAGUUUGAUGAUAUUGCCUUGCCGGAUCAUGAUCCGUUUGAGGAUAAUUGGUUGGGAUCGUAUCCGGAGUUGGGGCCAGAUUGGCAGGCGUUCUUCGCUGACUUCCCGUCCGACUGGAACUUUGAUUUGUGA